This is a messenger RNA of Metarhizium brunneum ARSEF 3297, 1713 nucleotides long. RefSeq names its product Major facilitator superfamily multidrug transporter. Gene Ontology annotation, molecular function: transmembrane transporter activity. Gene Ontology annotation, biological process: transmembrane transport. The record is from RefSeq and is a predicted model, not a curated record. NCBI's taxonomy places the organism in Eukaryota, Fungi, Ascomycota, Sordariomycetes, Hypocreales, Clavicipitaceae. Gene Ontology annotation, cellular component: plasma membrane.
AUGGCGGCAGAUUCAUCAUCCUCGUCGUCAGCAACGGCCGCUGACCGGGAUGUAGAAGCGCAGCAGGCACAAAGGUCACGAAAACAUUCUCAUUGGAGUGUUUUGGUCGACCAAGCUGGUGUUGAUGACGCCGUUCUCAACCACAAGUAUCCUGGCCAGGGUACACAUGAGUCGCCGUAUCUCGUUGAUUUCUUGCCCGUCGACCCGAGAAAUCCAAUGACAUUCUCUAGCCCCUUCAAGUGGACAGUCAUGAUCGUUGCAGCGAUAUCGACUCUGGCGGUUUCGUUUACCAGCUCCGCAUACUCGGGCAGCGUUCGCUCCAUCAAUGAAGAAUUUCACGCCUCGACAGAGGUCACCAUUCUAGGAGUGUCCAUGUUCGUCCUCGGGUUUGCCAUUGGGCCUCUGUUCUGGGCUCCGUUUUCUGAGCUUUAUGGCCGACAGAAGCUCUUUUUCCUGACGUACAUGGCCCUUACAGCUUUCAAUGCGGCUGCCGCUGGCGCACCAAACAUGAUAGCCCUCAUUGUGUUGCGCUUCAUGGCUGGCGCAUGGGGAUCUUCGCCGCUGACCAACUCUGGCGGCAUCAUUGCAGACCUGUUCACAGCCAAAGAACGAGGAAUCGCCACCAGUAUCUUUGCAAUUGCUCCCUUUCUCGGUCCGGCCUUAGGCCCCAUUGCUGGCGGAUUUCUGGCCGAAGCCGAAGGCUGGAGAUGGGUGGAGGGCCUCACAGCUAUUUUUACAGGCACACUCUGGAUUAUCCAGUCACUCGUUGCCCCUGAGACUUACUCCCCAGUAUUGUUGCGUAAGCGAGCCGAGGAGUUAUCAAAACGGACUGGCAAAGUGUAUAUAUCCAAGGUCGAUGCGGCGAUGCCUCGCAAAACUCUGUUUGGCCAAAUCAAGGUCAACCUCUCUAGACCUUGGGUCCUCUUGUUCAAGGAGCCUAUUGUAUUCCUCACCAGUAUUUACAUGGCCAUCAUUUACGGUACGCUGUACCUUUGCUUCGCCGCCUUCCCGAUUGUCUUCCAAUCUCCUUAUCCCCAAGGCUGGGGUUGGAAACCUGGCGUUGGAGGGCUUUCCUUUGUGGGUAUUGCAAUUGGCAUGAUUGCUUCGGCCACCGGCUCGAUAUUGGACAAUGGACGAUAUGCGCGCACGGCUGCAAAACAUGGCGGCGUCGCACCUCCGGAAGCGCGACUUCCCCCAGCUGUAGCCGGGAGUGUCCUUCUCCCGGUUGGUCUUUUCUGGUUUUCAUGGACCAACGGUACCAAUGUUCACUGGGUUGUACCCAUUAUCGGGUCAUCGAUUUUCGCUGCCGGCCUGGUUCUUGUUUUCUUGUCACUUCUCAAUUAUCUGAUUGAUUCAUAUGUCAUAUACGCAGCCUCCGUUCUGGCCGCCAGUGCUGUGCUUCGAUCACUGUUUGGGUGUAUUUUCCCGCUGUUCACAGGAAAGAUGUACGAGCAUCUAGGUGUUCACUGGGCUAGUUCGAUCCCGGCAUUUUUGGCUCUCGCCUGCAUGCCGUUCCCCUUCUUGUUUUACAAGUAUGGCGAGAAGAUUCGCCUCAAGUGCAAGUACUCUGCAGAGGCAUCUCAUAUUCUUGAGAAAAUACUGGCCAAGCAGCAACCGGCGCAGGAAGACGAAGGGAUAACCGAGUGCGAAGAGGGAGGCAGAGAAAAGGGGAACCAAGAUACCAAAACAGCGCCGACGACUGAAGUGAAGUAG